This is a messenger RNA of Lemur catta (Ring-tailed lemur), 2295 nucleotides long. It is a transcript of the gene SCIN, whose product is annotated as scinderin. The transcript has 16 exons. Gene Ontology annotation, biological process: barbed-end actin filament capping; actin polymerization or depolymerization; actin filament severing. Gene Ontology annotation, molecular function: phosphatidylinositol-4,5-bisphosphate binding; actin filament binding. Bases 100 to 2247 code for a protein of 715 amino acids. The record is from RefSeq and is a predicted model, not a curated record. Gene Ontology annotation, cellular component: actin cytoskeleton; cytoplasm. NCBI's taxonomy places the organism in Eukaryota, Metazoa, Chordata, Mammalia, Primates, Lemuridae.
UCUGCAGGUCUCGGUUUAGUCCGACUCCACCGUGAACGAGGUCGUGCGCUCCUCCUACCCCCGCCCCAAGGCGCCGCGUGCCCGAGCCGUGCCCGAGCCAUGCCCCACGAGCUGUGCCACCAGGAGUUCUCCCGGGCGGGCAGGCAGGCGGGCCUGCAGGUCUGGAGGGUGGAGAAGCUGGAGCUGGCGCCGGUGCCCGAGAGCGCGUACGGCGACUUCUACGUCGGGGAUGCCUACCUGGUGCUGCACACGGCCAAGGCGAGCCGAGGCUUCGCCUACCGCCUGCACUUCUGGCUCGGAAAGGAGUGCUCCCAGGAUGAAAGCACAGCAGCUGCCAUCUUCACUGUUCAGAUGGAUGACUAUUUGGGUGGCAAGCCAGUGCAAAGUAGAGAACUUCAAGGCUACGAAUCUACUGAUUUUGUUGGCUAUUUCAAAGGAGGUCUGAAAUACAAGGCUGGGGGUGUGGCGUCUGGACUCAAUCACGUUCUCACCAACGACCUGACCGCCCAGAGGCUGCUGCAUGUGAAGGGUAGGAGAGUGGUCAGGGCCACAGAAGUUCCCCUCAGCUGGGACAGUUUCAACAAGGGCGACUGCUUCAUCAUUGACCUUGGCACCGAAAUUUAUCAAUGGUGUGGUUCCUCAUGCAACAAAUAUGAACGUCUGAAGGCAAGCCAGGUAGCCAUUGGCAUCCGGGAUAAUGAAAGGAAAGGAAGAUCUCAACUAAUUGUGGUGGAAGAAGGAAGUGAACCAUUAGAGCUUAUAAAGGCUUUAGGGAAAAAGCCAGAGAUUCGAGAUGAAGACAAUGAUGACGACAUAGUAGCAGACAUAAAUAACAGGAAAAUGGCUAAACUUUACAUGGUUUCAGAUGCAAGUGGCUCCAUGAGAGUGACUGUCGUGGCAGAAGAAAACCCCUUCUCCAUGGCGAUGCUGCUUUCUGAAGAAUGCUUUAUAUUGGACCAUGGUGCUGCAAAACAAAUUUUUGUAUGGAAAGGUAAAAAUGCUAAUCCCCAGGAGAGGAAGGCUGCAAUGAAAACAGCUGAAGAAUUCCUACAGCAAAUGAAUUAUCCCGCCAAUACCCAAAUUCAAGUUCUUCCAGAAGGAGGUGAAACACCAAUCUUCAAACAGUUCUUUAAGGACUGGAGAGAUAAAGAUCAAAGUGAUGGCUUUGGAAAGGUCUAUGUCACAGAGAAAGUGGCUCAAAUAAAACAAAUUCCAUUUGAUGCUUCAAAAUUACAUAGUUCUCCGCAGAUGGCAGCCCAGCACAAUAUGGUGGAUGACGGUUCUGGCGAAGUGGAGAUUUGGCGUGUAGAAAGCAAUGGUAGGAUCCCAGUUGACCAAGAGUCAUAUGGUGAAUUCUAUGGUGGUGACUGCUACAUUAUACUCUACACUUAUGCCAGAGGACAGAUUAUCUACACUUGGCAAGGAGCGAAUGCCACAAGGGAUGAGCUGACCACAUCUGCGUUCCUGACUGUUCAGUUAGAUCGAUCCCUCGGAGGACAGGCUGUUCAGAUCCGAGUCUCCCAAGGCAAAGAGCCUGUUCACCUGCUGAGUUUGUUCAAAGACAAACCGCUCAUUAUUUACAAGAACGGAACAUCAAAGAAAGGAGGUCAGGCACCUGCUCCCCCUACACGCCUCUUUCAAGUCCGGAGAAACCUGGCGUCCGUCACCAGGAUUGUAGAGGUUGAUGUUGAUGCAAAUUCACUGAAUUCCAAUGAUGUUUUUGUCUUGAAACUGCCACAAAAUAGUGGCUACAUCUGGACAGGAAAAGGUGCUAGCGAGGAGGAAGAGAAAGGAGCAAAAUACGUAGCAAGUGUCCUCAAGUGCAAAACCUUAAGGAUUCAGGAAGGCGAGGAGCCAGAGGAGUUCUGGAAUUCCCUUGGAGGAAAAAAAGACUACCAGACCUCACCACUACUAGAAACCCAGGCUGAAGACCAUCCACCUCGACUUUACGGCUGCUCUAACAAAACUGGAAGAUUCAUCAUUGAAGAGGUUCCAGGAGAGUUCACUCAGGAUGAUUUAGCGGAAGAUGAUGUCAUGUUACUAGAUGCUUGGGAACAGAUAUUUAUUUGGAUUGGGAAAGAUGCUAAUGAAGUUGAGAAAGCAGAAUCUUUGAAGUCUGCCAAAAUGUACCUUCAGACAGACCCUUCUGGAAGAGACAAGAGGACACCAAUUGUCAUCAUUAAACAGGGCCAUGAGCCACCCACAUUCACAGGCUGGUUCCUGGGCUGGGAUUCCAGCAGGUGGUAAAUUUAUUUUUGUAAAAAGCAAACAAACAAAUAAAAUUGGGCAGUUGUA